GGGGCGCCAGCGGAGAACGCGCGGCGGGGCCCGGGGGCCUGCGGGCGGGGGGGGUGGGGAGCCGGGGAGAGGCGGGAUUGCGGGGAGGGCCCGGGGCCGCCCCCUUCCGCCCUGCCCGCCCACCAGGAGCUGCAGACUCCGAGGCAAAAGCCGGCGGCGGCGCUCCCUGCGCGCCCCACCUGCUCCGCACGCGAAUCCUACCUGUGGAUCCUCCGUGGGGGAGCGGGGAGGGAGGGCGCCCCCUCCGAGGACACCGAUCUCCCCCCUCCUCCUCCGAACGCCUCCCGCCCAGCAGCUACCCGCGUCCUGGACCGGGGGCGCCGGGACCCCGGGACAGGGCGCCAGGCGUGCAGCUGGUGGUGACAGGUAGAUUCUUCUCUUCGCCGCAAACCCCCACCCCGUGCCCCGCGGUCCGGCCUCGGAGGAACCUGGGCGCCCUCCCUCCCGCCCUGAAAGUUUGGGGCUGGGCGCCAUGGCCAAGAUCAGCUCCCUGAACGUCCGCGUGGUGGAGGGCCGGGCGCUGCCCGCCAAGGACGUGUCUGGGAGCAGUGACCCCUACUGCAUCGUGAAGGUGGAUGACGAGGUGGUGGCCAGGACAGCAACCGUCUGGCGGAGCCUGAGCCCCUUCUGGGGGGAGGAGUACACGGUGCACCUGCCCCUGGACUUCCACCACCUGGCCUUCUACGUGCUGGACGAGGACACGGUGGGGCACGACGACAUCAUCGGCAAGAUCUCACUGAGCAGGGAGGCCAUCGCCGCGGACCCCCGAGGAAUCGACAGCUGGAUUAACCUGAGCCCCGUGGACCCGGAUGCUGAGGUGCAGGGCGAGAUCUACCUGGCUGUGCAGAUGCUGGAAGACAUGCGGGGGCGCUGUCUUCGCUGCCAUGUGCUCAAGGCCAGGGACCUGGCCCCCCGAGACAUCUCCGGCACAUCAGACCCCUUCGCACGCGUGUUUUGGGGCAGCCAGAGCCUGGAGACUUCGACCAUCAAGAAGACGCGCUUCCCGCACUGGGACGAGGUGCUGGAGCUGCGGGAGAUGCCGGGCGGCCCCUCCCCACUGCGGGUGGAGCUCUGGGACUGGGACAUGGUGGGCAAGAACGACUUCCUGGGCAUGGUGGAGUUCCCCCCCAAGGUCCUGCAGCAGAACCCCCCCAACGGCUGGUUCCGUCUCCUGCCCUUUCCCAGAGCGGAGGAGGAUUCUGGGGGGAGCCUGGGUGCUCUGCGGCUGAAGGUGCGCCUCCUGGAGGACCGGGUGCUGCCCUCCCGGUGCUACCGGCCACUCCUGGAGCUGCUCAUGGAGUCCGUGCUGCAGCCGGCAGAGGAGGACGUGUCCAGCCCCCUGGCGGUGCUGGAGGAGCUGACCUCGGGGGACUGCCGCCAGGACCUGGCCACCAAGCUGGCGAAGCUCUUUCUCGGCCAGGGCCUGGCCGGGCCCUUUCUGGACUAUCUCACCCGGCGGGAGUUGGCGCGGACCACUGACCCCAACACCCUCUUCCGCUCCAACUCCCUGGCGUCCAAGUCCAUGGAGCAGUUCAUGAAGCUCGUGGGCAUGCCCUACCUGCAUGAGGUGCUGAAGCCGGUGAUCAGCCGCGUCUUCGAGGAGAAGAAGUACAUCGAGCUGGACCCGAGCAAGAUGGACCUGGGCCGCACCAAGAGGCUCUCCUUCAAGGGUUCGGCCUCGGAGGAGCAUGUGCGGGAGGCCAGCCUGGGGCUGCUGAUGGGCUACCUGGGGCCCAUCGUGGACGCCAUCGUGGGCUCCGUGGGGCGCUGCCCGCCCGCCAUGCGCCUCGCCUUCAAGCAGCUGUACCGACGCGUGGAGGAGCGCUUCCCGCGGGACGAGCACAAGGACGUCAAGUACCUGGCCAUAAGCGGCUUUCUCUUCCUGCGAUUCUUUGCACCUGCCAUCCUCACCCCGAAGCUGUUUGACCUCCGGGACCAGCACGCGGACCCCCAGACUGGCCGCUCACUGCUGCUGCUUGCCAAGGCUGUGCAGAGCAUCGGAAACCUGGGCCAGCAGCUGGGCCAGGGCAAGGAGCUGUGGAUGGCCCCCCUGCACCCCUUCCUGCUGCAGAGCAUCUUACGCGUGAGGGACUUCCUGGACCAGCUGGUGGACGUGGAUGGGGAGGAGGAGGCUGAGGGCCCAGCCAGGGCCCUGGUCCCGCCCUCCGUGACCGUCCGGGAAGGCUACCUGCUGAAGCGCAAGGAGGAGCCCGGCGGCCUGGCCACACGCUUCGCCUUCAAGAAGCGCUACUUCUGGCUCAGCGGGGAGACCCUGUCCUACGCCAAGAGUCCCGAGUGUCAGGUGCGCUCCUCCAUCCCUGUGCCGCACAUCCGCGCCGUGGAGCGCGUGGACGAGGGCGCCUUCCAGCUGCCGCACGUCAUGCAGGUGGUGACCCAGGACGGCACAGGGACGCUGCACACCACCUACCUCCAGUGCAGAAACGUGAACGACCUCAACCAGUGGCUGUCGGCCCUGCGCAAGGCCAGCGCCCCCAACCCGGACAAGCUGGCCACCUGCCACCCCGGGGCCUUCCGCGGCGCACGCUGGACCUGCUGCCUGCAGGCGGAGCUCUCCGCUGCUGGUUGCAGCCACACACACUCGGCCGUCACCCUGGGAGACUGGAGUGACCCCCUGGACCCCGACGCUGAGACCCAGAUGGUGUACCGGCAGCUGCUCCUGGGGCGGGACCAGCUCAGGAUGAAAUUCCUGGAGGAUUUCAACGCGGAUUCGAGUCCAGAGGCAGACAGGGAGGACUCCGGGGCCAUGGAAGGGGCCUGCCCCGACGCGCUGGCCGGGCAGAGAGAAGCAGCGGCCCGCCUGCUGGAGGUGCUGGAGGACCUGGACGGAGCCCACGAGGAGUUCCAGCGGCAGGAGCAGGGGAAGGCGGCCCCGGGUCUCCGCAGGCCCUGAGGGGAUGCUGCAGCCAGCUGGGAGGAAGAACGAGGAGCCCCCGGGCGGUCUCGGCAGACCCCGGCCCAGGAGUCUCCUUGUGGCUGUCCUGUACCUUCUUUAUUGAUGCUGAGGCUCUAAGGCUUCUGGGAACUUCCUAGUCCCACAUUCUCUAAGCCCCAAACCUGGUGCCUGGAGGCAGGGGGCCAGCCUUGCCCCGAACGAGUCUCCCUCUCCGGGAUGAGGCAGAUGAGUGGCUGGCAUCAGGGACCUGACUCAGUCGGCUCAGCCUGACGUCUCUGCUUCACGGGGCUGGCCUCUACCCACCCCCACGAGGCUGCUGGAUACAGCUGCACCUGAGUCCCUGAUGCCCACAUGGCCUUGUUGCCCCAGGCAAGCACUAAACGGGCUCAGCCCUUCCUGUU
Messenger RNA from Pipistrellus kuhlii (Kuhl's pipistrelle), 3315 nucleotides. RefSeq names its product RAS protein activator like 1 (gene RASAL1). Gene Ontology annotation, biological process: intracellular signal transduction; cellular response to calcium ion; negative regulation of Ras protein signal transduction. The record is from RefSeq and is a predicted model, not a curated record. Gene Ontology annotation, molecular function: GTPase activator activity. The transcript is spliced from 21 exons. Bases 473 to 2911 code for a protein of 812 amino acids. NCBI's taxonomy places the organism in Eukaryota, Metazoa, Chordata, Mammalia, Chiroptera, Vespertilionidae.